Messenger RNA from Venturia canescens, 3400 nucleotides. Its product is annotated as protein rtoA-like. The transcript has 5 exons. The record is from RefSeq and is a predicted model, not a curated record. Lineage: Eukaryota; Metazoa; Arthropoda; Insecta; Hymenoptera; Ichneumonidae. Bases 276 to 1172 code for a protein of 298 amino acids.
CUCGCGUCCCUCUCACACAUUAAUUCUUGCACGUACCAUCUGUAUAGAUAUUUUCGUACGCGUGUAUAUAGAUAUGCUUUGUUGUGGGAAAUCCUUUUUGCUCGACGAACUCUCGGCCACUCUGUGAUCUUUUAUACACUCAAAUCGUGAACGUGUAUUUUUAUGUAUUUGUAUAUAUGCGUGUUGCCGCUCACGCUCUCCGGUAGCCAUGCUGAAUUUUACCAGCACACUUCUUCGACUUGCUGGCAUCAGUGUCGCAGUAACUUUGCCGUAGAAUGGAUCGUUCCUCUUCCGCGACUCGAGCAUACGCUUUGAUGAUGAAGAAAUUUUCGCGAACCGCACUUGUCUGCCUUUUUCUACUAUUCGUCACCCAGGUUAACGGAUAUUCGAAGUAUGGGAGAACGUGCAAAGAUAUUGGUUGUCGAUCCACAGAAAAAUGUACAAUGGUCGAUGAAUGCGAUGUCGACGGUCGCAAGUGCGGUUAUCCAACGUGUGUACGUGACGAUAGCAUUAGAAUAACUUGUGCUACAAAACUAUGCGGUGGUGGUCAACGUUGUGAGGACAAGAAUGGUGCGCCAGUUUGUGUCAAUAACCCGUCCAUUUCUGGAUACGAUUCUGCGGGCGUUUCGGUCGUCAACGGUCAUCGCACGCCCACCGACAGCAACAACAACAACAACAACAAUCACGGUUAUGCACCAACGAACGUGAAUCCUUACGCAAAUGCGAACGCCCCGCCGUCGGUCGACGAACCUGGAAGAAACCCUGUCUCGUCCUCGACGAAUUACGGAUACCCGCCGUAUCCGAGCUCCUCAAACAGCAACAACAACAACGGCCGUGUGGCUUCUUAUCCGCCGGCCUCCUCCGGAACGAACCUCGGUUAUCCGCCGUAUCCGACGCAAAAUCGCAUGCCGAUGCCCGGACAAAUCGGCGUUUAUCAACAACCACCGCCGCCUCAAGCCGGCGGAUUUUAUCCUGGUAGCCACGCGUCUGGUUAUCCGGGAAAUCAGCCGUAUCCGUCCCACUCGAAUUACCCUUAUCAGACGAGAAAUUACAACUCGAACGCUCAUUAUCCCCGAUACAGAGGGGCCUCGGCGAAAUCCACUUGUGCACAGCUCUGCCACGUCUUGCUUGCAACAUUGUCUCUCGCAAUCGCAACGCGUUACCUCUCGUGACCUGCCAUUCACGGGGACGAUGACGCAUUUUAAAAAUUACCAAUUAUCUGUUAAAAUCGCAAUGGAUUGCGACACGUCAUCGGACGUAGCCGUUUUCGAAUAUUUCUGUGAAAAAAGCUGUGUCGUCGGUAGUCACUUCUUCUGGUCAGUUUAACCGUGCUUUUCUUCGUACACGAAAAGGUCUCGAGGUUUAACACUUUUUAACGGGAUCCAUGCGAGCUUGCCUCCGCACGAAUUGAUCCGAGCCUUUUCCAAAAUACUUUGUUCGAGCCUUUUCCAAAAUUUCUUUAAGCAGGUGUUACUAAAGUUCAGAAAGUUCAGACCGUUUGCACGGUAUCGUAUUCGUUGCGCACUGCAAAAUAUUCCACUUUAACGGUUUUCUCACAUGCAAAACGAUUAUUGCGUGCAGAAGUUUCAAGACUUUCUGAUGAACUAAGGUAUUCAAAAAACUAUAAUAAAUAGACUCGAGUGCUGAACUGAACGGUAACGUUCAAUGGAAAAAGUCGAAAAGCAGUGUUCCAGUAGCAAAGAAAUCUGACAACUCGCGUACCAAACAUUUCAGCAUCGAACACACGUGUUUCGAGCAAAAACACCCUCGAGCACAAUUAAAUUGCACUCGCUGAUCAUUUCCUCAAACAGUAGUGGACUCGUAAUACAAUCGUGGAGCUACAUGCUCGUGUUGAAAGGAGGCCGAACAGGUCAAGAGAUCCGCUUGAGAAAAAACGUAAAAUCUUGCAUGUGUACUUGACAUAGCCAGCAAUAUUCAAAUCUAUAUUAUAAAUCCGCGAGGCGUACAUGCUUUUUAUCAUGUGUGAGUCUGUUUUAACGACAUUGCACACGUGUUCGCGCAUCGGAGCGCAAUUGUACGUGAAAUUCAAGUGGGGCGAUGUAUGGACGUUGGCGCAAAUUUACGAUAUAACGGAGAACGAAAAUGCGUUUUAACGUUGUGGAGUAACGUGCGAACAUUCAAGCUGGCGUAUAUCCAACUGUAGCGUUGAAUCUUUUAUACAUACAUGUAUAUAUGGGCAGGAAGUAACGAGAAGCACGGUAAAGCUUGGUGCGUAUGUUGUGGGAAAAAUUUCAGAAUAUAUGUAUCUGAACGUUGAGAUGCCCGUGGCUGUAUGCUGGCUCUCUUUCGUCGACGCAACGACGUAAUAAUGCAUCGACAGACUGAAAGAUAACGAGAAGCGUUUAUUCGUUUGAAACUGCAUGAAAAUGUUGGAGCGAAGAGAAUUUUUUAAAAUGAAACGUUUUUUAUUCAUUUUAUAAUAUUCAUCUGUCUCAGUUGUUUUAAUAUCAGAUUAUUCGAACACCGCAUUUCCCACUUUCUUUUCGUCCUGCGAGUCUCAAGCCCUCUCGAUUGAGAGAGGUAAGCUGUUAUUGAAACAACACAAAGCGUGAAAACAAAUUCUCAAAUGACUUUCGUUGUAAAUAUAUUGUUCGUUAUCUCAAUUGAAACGGUAGAAUUAGGCGUUUUGAGACCAGUAUUAAUCCACCGAGAUUCGUGUUGUAUCACCAAAGGGCUUUACGAAGUUCGGUCUCUAUUUCAGAGUUUUGUUUAUCAUUUAAUUAUCGAUUAUUAUUUUUUAUGCGAAAGUACCAAUUGGAAUUCGACAGUGAUCUCGGACCAUGACACAUGAUUACGAACGAGAAUUAAAUAUUCGAGUAAACCUUGCAAUUUAAAUUAAUUGAAAUAUUUUGUAAAUUGCGGUGUAACGUUAACUAUUGAAAAGAUUAAACAAUUGGCUUGGUAGCAGUUUCUUGAAUUAUGAUAGAGAGAGAGAUAUGAGAAUACAAAUAAAUGAAUGUACCUGCGGCGAUAGUUACAAUUAUACACACGCAUAUACAACGCUAGAUUUAUAUCGGUGAGUUGAUUCUCAUGAAUGUCAUACUAAGUUUAAUACUAAAAAAAAAAAAAAAAAAAAAAAAAAAAAAAAAAAAAAAAAAAAUCUCCGUCCUCGGUGGCAGCCCCCUCCGGAUAUUAAUGAUAAAAUCUCUCUGCACCACUCCCAGAGAAAUCAUUUUAAAAAGUGUACUUCGUGUAAAAAACCAAAAAAAAAAAAAUAUUGCUUUACUUAUACCUUUAUUUAUUUUUGUAUACCCAAGAUUAUCCGUGCAACGUUCUGAAUACAAAUGUACGAAUAAUACUAAUAAUGUUGAUAUUAUACGUGUGUACUUUUGGAAAUAAAAAGAGACAGAAAGUACAUCUCAAUAUUUCAGAUUUAAAA